Lepisosteus oculatus (spotted gar) is the source of this 3676-nucleotide messenger RNA. Its product is annotated as rho-related GTP-binding protein Rho6. Gene Ontology annotation, molecular function: GTP binding; protein kinase binding; GTPase activity. Gene Ontology annotation, cellular component: cytosol. The record is from RefSeq and is a predicted model, not a curated record. Gene Ontology annotation, biological process: small GTPase-mediated signal transduction. Lineage: Eukaryota; Metazoa; Chordata; Actinopteri; Semionotiformes; Lepisosteidae.
CGCUCGCAGUCGGCCGGCUGCUUCCCGGGCGCGCGGGGAGCUGUGGAAUGUCGGGGGGCAGUGGAACGUGGAAGGUAGCCUGGGCAGGACGAGCUGCGCGCUGAUUGGCUGGCGAGGCUAUUUAAAGCGCUGCGGCUGCACAGCCGCUUCACUUCGACCGCUGCGGACUGUAGAGGCGUCCUGCGAGCUUGUGGGCGGUGUGGAAUAGCGGUCCCUGCAAGGAGAUUCCUACAGUAUAUCCGUUUUUACUUUCCUGAAAGACGUGACGCCUGGGUAGCGCUUUUUUUUCUUUGCGUUGGAUUUUGGCUUCUGCCGUCGAUUCGCGAUGAAGGAGAGGAGAAACGCGCAGCCCGUGGUCGUGCGCUGUAAGCUGGUGCUGGUCGGAGACGUGCAAUGCGGAAAGACGGCCAUGUUACAAGUCAUUGCGAAGGACUGCUACCCCGAGACCUACGUGCCGACGGUGUUCGAGAACUACACCGCCUGCCUCGAGCUGGAGGAGCAGCGCGUGGAGCUCAGCCUCUGGGACACGUCCGGCUCGCCGUAUUACGACAACGUGCGGCCACUCUGCUACAGCGACUCGGACGCUGUCCUCCUGUGCUUUGACGUCAGCCGCCCGGAUACCAUCGACAGCGCUCUGAAAAAGUGGAAGACCGAGAUCCUGGACUUCUGCCCCAGCACUCGCAUCCUGCUGAUUGGCUGCAAGACGGACCUGCGCACGGACGUCUGCACGCUGAUGGAGCUGUCCAAUCAGAAGCAGGUGCCCAUCUCCCACGAGCAGGGCUCAGCCAUGGCCAAGCAGCUGGGUGCCGAGGCCUACCUGGAGUGCUCGGCCUUCACCUCGGAGAAGAGCAUCCACAGCGUCUUCCGCACCGCCGCCCUGGCCUGCAUGAACCGCCUGCAGCCGCCCGCCGAGCCCAGCCCCGCCCGCCGCCUCUCCAAGCGCCUGCUGCACCUGCCCAGCAAGUCCGAGCUGCUCACCUCCACCUUCAAGAAGGAGAAAGCCAAGAGCUGCUCGCUCAUGUGAGCCGGGCAGGGGGCGCCGCAGUGCCCGGUGGCACACCGGGGGUCGGGAGGGGAGGAGGGGCAGGGGGCGGUUAAGAGUCUGUAUGUGGAGGAGGGGCGGGUUGGAUGCUCCUUCUCUGCCAUAGGUAGAGACCCCCUCUUUCCCUAAACACCCCAAAAAUGGAAGUGUCCCUCCCAGCUCCUGAUACAGGAUCUUUGUGCCAUGCAUAUCAGCCGAUGAGCAGGUUCCCUGACUUUUGUUUUCCUGUAGCUUGAGUUUGCGCUCAAGGUGCAGCUUAUUGCAAUAUGUUCUCACCAAAAAAUUGUGCCGCUUUGAGUGAAAGUGAGGCUGCCAGGGAAUGGCGGUGGCCGUGCAUGAGAUGAAGGACCGCCAAGGGGAGCACACCUUCAUACACGGGGUUAUAUUCUUCUUCCACCAGUGCGGUGGCGCACAGACGUCUGUUUUGCAGUGUGUGGGCGUGUGUGUUUCUGUAAGUGUUGGGGAGGGGUGGGGGUGGGACACCUGUGGAAUUGGCUGGUGUGCAUGCGUGUUGCUUGUAAAAUCCUGCAUUGCACAAGAGAGGGCUUUUUCUUCGGGAGGGUGUGUAAAAUGUAUAGAAACAUGGCUGGUUUAUACCAGUGGCGCACCCCUUGUGGACAUUUCCCGUAUCGCAGAUGGACGUAACGAUUUACAGAUGGGACGGUGUGUGUGUGGAGGUGGGGGUUGGGAGCCAGGCUGCGCUUUGGAUGUGCCGGACACCUGUCUAGGCCCUAGGUUGUACAGAGGCUUGUGGCCGCCUCCCGGGUCUGGAAUCUGAACCCACGUGUGGAGACGGAGGCACAGAAGCCCUUGAACGCUGUGCGGCGUGGGGAGAAGGGCGUUCUGCAGGUGUGUAGAUGUAAGGAUCGGUGUCCCUGUUCAGCCAGUCUUAUUCCCGGGACGGUGGAGCAAGAGGAAGCUCGUGUUUCAGGUCUUCGGUGUCCUUGCGAUUUGUGGAGAAAGGGACUGACUGGAAAACGUCUUGGCUCAUUAUCUCGUCUCGAAACCAUUUCAUCUCGUCCGUCCGGUUCUCCCAAGUCCGGACUUGAUCUGGCCGGGAGUCCGGACUCGGGCGAGUCCUGCAAUAUUUAUUAUUGAUGUGAUGUACUGUUAUUUAUCCAGGGGCUGGGGAGUUCAUGAGGAGCGGGGGCGUGUGGGAUGCCUGUUUUGUUCAAGUUUCCAAAGGAAGGUGGUUUUCCGAGUUCCAGGCUCCCGGGGCUGUUCAGAUGCCAGACAGAUCUCUUCCCAGUGGAGGGGCUUGCUUCCAUAUAGCUCGAGCAGCGAUCUCCCUUUUAUUCCAGCAGUGGUUCUGAAGCACGGCCACAGCAUGGCUUGGUUUUCUCCCUCCUGCGUCCCACCCCCCUCCCCAGUCAGGGGGUAGAGCGACUAGCUCCUGCGAUGUGGCUGUGGGUAGCAUGCUUCCGAAGAGACUGCGGCUGGGGAGCUCAGAUGGAGAGCAAGCCAGGUGCUGCUUGGGGGUGGGGAGGGGGUAGGUGUUAAAUGUUUCUCCUUUUGCAACAACGUGAUCAAAGCCCUUGGGGGGGGCCUCGCCCCAUCUUUUAUUUCGAAGUAGUUUUGCAAAUGGUUUCCCGUCACUCCCAGCAUGGAACGACGUCGGGUCCAGCGUUGCGGAGGCAUGAUGGGAUAGCACGGGGGUGGGUGUCGUUUUUCUGCGCCACUCCGUGUAGCCUGGACUCCGAAUUCGAGCUGGUUUCGUCAUGCAGACUGAAGUUUACUCCAUCUCUUGUCCUGAAGACUUUUACCUUAAAUCGAGGGUUGUGGGGUCAUGCAGUGCAUUGCCUUGAAAUCUGAUUUAAAGUUGUUGUACAACACCAUGUGUUUUGAGUUUUUUUUUUUUUCCUGGGGCGUAUGGCCAGAGUGGUGCUGUGUCCCAGGCCGGAAUUGCCAAUUGGGUUUUCCAGCAAUGGAGUUGAGGUUCAUAUCCAAGAUUCAUCCUGGAAGCAGGGCUUGUUUUUUUAAGUGGUGGGGUGCAUCUCUGGCCACUUCUGUUGACAUGCGUGAACCGCAGUUGGAUGGGGGUGGUGGGGGGGGGUGACUUUAUUUUACAUGGGAAAGGGGCACAGUUGGGUUUAGAGAUUCAACAGGCUGGUCCUGUCUAAGUUAUUUUUCCAUUUCAAGUUUUAGGGUCAAUUGUCCCCCCCCCUUCUCUCCCCCACAAGUUACUAGAGGUGGGAGGGUGUUUCCUCCCAGUUCUUCAGCGUUUUCCCACUGGAGUCAUUUCAUUCUGGAGCUGUGUGGGUGGCCCCUGUGACCUUUGACUUCAGGAAGUGAUUUGCACAGACUUGGGUUCUUUGGGCAUACACUGGAUUCUUCCUGAGAGGUGCUGGCUAGCGAGAGGUUUUUGGGGUUUGGAAUGAAAACUUUUCCCCCCUUUUUUACAGGAGGGACAAAUUGCAAAAAAGGGAGGGGGGGGGGGGGGGAGUGUCAACCUUUCAUUGUAGCAUUCAGCUCCUAGCAUCUGCUAAUGUCAAGCCAAUGGCUGUACAUAUCCUGUUUUCUAAUCUUUGUAGAACUUCUGGAAGAAUGUUGGGAAGAAACGUGAACAAUAAAUUGUGUGAUUUGAUGUAAAAUAGCUUAAUCUAAUUUAUUAAUAAACUAUCUGGUUAAAUGUUG